Pseudovirgaria hyperparasitica is the source of this 2255-nucleotide messenger RNA. RefSeq names its product MFS monocarboxylic acid transporter-like protein. The transcript has a single exon. The record is from RefSeq and is a predicted model, not a curated record. Gene Ontology annotation, biological process: transmembrane transport. Gene Ontology annotation, molecular function: transmembrane transporter activity. Bases 176 to 1969 code for a protein of 597 amino acids. Gene Ontology annotation, cellular component: membrane. NCBI's taxonomy places the organism in Eukaryota, Fungi, Ascomycota, Dothideomycetes, Acrospermales, Acrospermaceae.
CAGCCUCAUUUCUGUAACCGCCGGCAGCUACAUUCUCUCUACCUCGUAUUGUCUAAGGACAUCUAUUACUCCUCCUACGAAUCCUUUCCUUCCUCUGCUCCUUCAUCAAUCUGGAUCUCUCCUUCCCUUCGUUACCAUGCUCAUUUCCUGUUGACCGCUUUCUGAACCCUGCGUCAUGUCACCGAACAAUGGCAUCAGCAAACUUGACUUUCCCGGCCCCGGAUCGCGUCGCCCUCUCCUACAAGUAGAUCGAGAUAGUAGCAAUGAAAGGCGAAGUCAAGACACAAGCUAUGCGGGCAGCUUCUUCGAGCAAGUUGCAGAAGGCAUACAGGCACGCGACCGAAAGAGGAUGCAGCGCGAAGUCGUACGGUACUUCAGCUUCGUCUGGGCGUUGGUGAACUGCUCAUGUGCCGGAUCCAUCACUGCGUAUUCAUUGUACGGAGGAAUGUUUCAAAAGCGCCUAGGCUACUCGCAGUAUGAGGUCAAUUGGGUGUCCAUCGCAGCUGAGCUCGCGAUGUACCUGCCUGUGCCAGGUUUCGGAUAUCUGUGUGACCGAUACGGACCACGUCUACCAUCACUCCUCUCUGGCUUUCUCUUCGGACUGGGCUACCUGCUAGCAGCUUUCACAUAUAAGAGUGGCCCUCCAGUAUCCAAUGGUGGCGAUGGCUGGCCUAUCGGGAUCAUGAUAUUUUCAUUCGUUUGCGUUGGGAUGGGUACCUGCUGCAUGUAUGUGUCCGCAGUAUCGACGUGCGCAAAAAAUUUCGGUCGGGGAAAGAAUAAGGGCGUCGCCCUUGCUCUACCUAUUGCUGCCUUUGGGCUGAGCGGAAUGUGGCAGAGUCAAGUCGGGGACAAGCUUCUAUAUGAGCGUUUGGCCGACGGCUCGACAAACGUAGACGUCUUCAAAUACUUCCUGUUUUUGGGGAUCCUCCUGCUAAGCGUCGGCACUAUUGGCCUUUUCGCUCUGCAAAUUGUCAAUGAAGCUGAAAUGAUCGAUGAAGCUAUUGACGAGCUCGAGCAAAGCGGCUUCCUAUCUGAAUCUGAGUUCUUCUCUCGGGCUGCCGAUAUACAUGGCUACGGUACUUUGAACACAGCAGAUCUUUCAGCAUCCCAAUUCUCGUUCCUGAACCAUGAAGCGGAAGUCCUACAACGACGCGCCGAAGAAGAGGCCCGUAAGAAAACCUGGCUUCUCAAUGAGGAGACUCGCCGCUUCCUGACCGACCAAACUAUGUGGUACCUUGCCGCAGGCUUCUUCCUUCUCACGGGCCCUGGUGAAGCAUAUAUCAACAAUGUUGGCACAAUCAUCCCGACUCUAUAUCCGCCCGGUACCUCCGAGAGCGCUAUGGUAACACGCGCUACGCACGUCGGUAUAAUCGCCGUGACAUCCACUGCAGCUCGCAUACUCACUGGCAUUGUCUCUGAUAUCUUGUCGCCUAUAGCCCCAAGCGGCCAACACAGACGCGAUCUCUCAUCAUCUAUCUUGUCUCUCUCCUCUCUUCCAUCUCUCUCGCCGAAGAAGUUCACACUUUCCCGCAUAGUAUUUCUCCUCGCCUUCGCGAUCAUGCUCUCGAUCGGACAAAUCUUGCUUGCCUCGGGCGCGGCUCAGAACAAUGCGAUGGCAUUUGGAGCUGUCUCCACCCUCAUUGGUGCCGGCUACGGUGCCACCUUCAGUCUUAUUCCCAUCAUAAUCAGCGUGGUCUGGGGUGUUGAGAAUUUUGGCACGAAUUGGGGUAUUGUAGCGACCAUGCCUGCGUUGGGUGCAACUGUCUGGGGCGCACUUUAUGCAGCUGUGUAUCAAAAGGCUGGAGAGGCUCAGAGCCAAGGACAUACAACGGACACACUGUGCUAUGGAACACGGUGCUACGCCCCAACGUUUUGGGGCAUGGCAGUCAGUGUGUGGAUUGCGUGUGGACUCUGGUUGUGGGCGUGGAAAGGAGUGAACGGCUGGUACCGACGUGGUAUUGCGGUGUGAUCAAUACCUCUCUGUUGAUGCCGAAGCAGAAAGCCCCCAGAACGUUUAGCGGUAUACCUCUGAUCACUUCAUGCAUUUUGCGAGGCGUUUAAAUCUGGUUCCUUCGUUGCAACUAGAUGGUGGCACCAGUGCCUUUGUUCUUCUUGAGGCAUGCAGCGUUGCGGUUGAGUUUCUGCAUGCGAUACCCUGCACAGCAGAUUAUGACAAUGUCUUGUUGCUCCUGCUUACAUUAGCGUUGCUGCAUAUAUUUUGCUAUAUCUCGAAUGCGUUCACAUCUCAGAAUGUU